This is a messenger RNA of Homarus americanus (American lobster), 777 nucleotides long. Its product is annotated as otolith matrix protein OMM-64-like. The record is from RefSeq and is a predicted model, not a curated record. NCBI's taxonomy places the organism in Eukaryota, Metazoa, Arthropoda, Malacostraca, Decapoda, Nephropidae. Bases 1 to 777 code for a protein of 258 amino acids. The transcript is spliced from 7 exons.
AUGACACAGGUGGACACAAUAACACAGGUAGACACAAUGACACAGAUGGACACAAAUGACACAGAACACAAUGACACAGGUGGACACAAUGACACAGGUGAACACAAUGACACAGAUGGACGCAAUGACACAGAUGGACACAAUGACACAGGUGAACACAAUGACACAGAUGGACGCAUGACACAGGUGAACACAAUGACACAGGAACACAAUGACACAGAUGGACGCAAUGACACAGGUGGACACAAAACACAGGUAGACAAUGACACAGGUGGACACAAUGACACAGGUGGACACAUGACACAGGACACAAUGACACAGGUGGACACAAUGACACAGGUGGACAGUGUGACACAGAUGGACAAUGACACAGGUGGACACAAUGACACAGGUGAACCAAUGACACAUGUGGACACAAUGACACAGGUGGACACAAUGACACAGAUGGACACAAUAACACAGAUGGACAAACGUAAUUUCCUGGAAAAUUACCAAGACACAGCAAGCCUGAGCGUAACACAGCAAGACACAGCAAGCCUGAGCGUGACACAGCAAGACAGCAAGCCUGAGCGUAACACAGCAAGACACAGCAAGCCUGAGCGUGACACAGCAAGACACAGCAAGCCUGAGCGUAACACAGCAAGACACAGCAAGCCUGAGCGUGACACAGCAAGACACAGCAAGCCUGAGCGUAACACAGCAAGACACAGCAAGCCUGAGCGUAACACAGCAAGACACAGCAAGCCUGAGCGUGACAGCAAGACACAGCAAGCCUGA